Molecule: messenger RNA, 2372 nt
Organism: Porites lobata
Lineage: Eukaryota; Metazoa; Cnidaria; Anthozoa; Scleractinia; Poritidae
Source: the annotation of a GenBank genome assembly
AUGCCGGGUCCAAGAGGAGAUAGAGGGCGCGAUGGGCCUUCUGGGAAAAGCGGACCCCGAGGAAUUAAGGGAACAAAAGGUGAACCUGGACCUCAGGGAAAGAAAGGAGAGCAAGGCAUUGUGGGAAAUCAGGGAAGAAAAGGAGACAAGGGAGAGAAAGGAGAAAGCACCAAAGCAAGUCAAGCAAGUGUAAUACCACAAACCAACUGGAAACAAUGUGUGUGGAAAUCAGCCAGCGAUACUGAUAACGGAAAGAUCAAGGUAAAUAUGAGAAUCAUUGUUACAUUCAGGCUAGACUUUCACUCAACUAAACAGGGACUACCAUGACCUACCAUUGGUUUAUUCUUUGUCACGUGACCAUAACAAUCGCAAAUGUAUCUCGUGAUAUAAUUUAGCGGUUUUAGCACCCUGCUUGGGAUACAACAGCACGCGAUUAAAGCAUGGUGGAAAAUGGCAUUACAGAAGGCGGGAAAAAACACCGCCAGUUUUCAAUUUUGUUAACUGAAUAAAACAACACAAACAUGGGACCUCAAACUAAAAAAACAGCGAUUUAGAGAUACAUUGGCUACUGAAAGAAGGUAAUUUGUUAAUCAAUCAGUUCAGCGGUUUUGAUAAUUUAAGUGCAUAUCACCCCAAAUUUGUUAAAAAAUAGAAUAAAAAUAGACAAUUUGUGAUAAACGAUGCCGCAGAUUGUUUUCAACUUUAGAUAAAUCUGAUUUUUCUACAGCCGUUUUUAAAUAUUUUUGCUCAACAUUUUAGGCUGUAUAGGCUGCGGGCAGUCUCUCAUUUUCCUUUACAAAGCUUAAUAUACUCCACGUGUAAACCAUGCGAGCGAGCGGAGAGCUCGAGGCCGCAAGCCGCGUAAACGAGGGCGUAAGAGCCAAAAGAAAAAAUAAUCCUGGUCCGGCUCCGCCUCGGGAAACAAAAUUAACUGUUUCCUUCGGGAUCAGUCAUUAAGUGUUUAUUGUGUUCGCGGGCAUAUGUUUUGGGCCUGACUCAGACUCAUUUUAGCCCGAGCCGCUAGGCGAAGGUUAAAAUAGUGUCCCUUUCCAGUGAAUAGAGGAGUCCCUCCAAUAGAGGCAUUAGAUACAUAAAUUAUGUGAACAUUUUUCCGGGACAAAAUUUUGUGUCCCCUGAAUGGAGGUGUCCCAAAGGAGAGUUUCCACUGACCACUGUAGACGGCGUUUAAGAGAAACAGUAAGGAGUUACUGAAACAGUCUUUUUUUGAGCUGUGACAUAUUGUGGGCCUGGUGGGAGUGAUAGAGGCAUUCAUUUCUCUUGGAGGCAUUGUCCUUCUUGAAGAAUCUUUUUCACUUCCCGUGAGGCAUUUGUGCAUUGUUUAUUUUGAUUUCAAAGGACGAGCUGCGAUCUCUCGGGAGAAGAACGUUAUGUCGUCUCAUGAUGAGAACUGAACGUAGUCGUUAAAGUUUUGGUAGUCAGUGCUCAUUUUUGUCCCAAAAAUAAGCGGCGUUGGAAUACUUAAGGAUUUUUUUUGCUAAUAAGACCUUUAGCAACAGGUUUUUCAUGGAAAACCGCAAACCGCAAACCUGAUUACUUGAACACGGUUUUUGCGACCCCUUUUGCAGUUUGCAGUUCACGUUUGAAUGGCAGGAAGAGCUUCCAGCGGUAAGUGACUUACGGCAAGGUUUUUGUUGCGUCUAAAAAUUAUACAGACUCACUUUUAAAGGCACGAAGUAGCUUUCUUUACUAGAUUCGUCUGCGAGGUGUUAGUUGGAGUUUUGAAUUCGAAUAAAGAAUUAUUCCUGUUUUUGUGCGAUUAAUGUAAUGCACUUCGACUUGACGAAAACAGCAUGGCAACACUCAACAAUGAACGCCUUGCUGAUAUUUCAAAUCUCGGCAAUUUGAAACUGCAACGCGUAACUGUGAACUGCGGUUUGCGGUUGCCCAUGAAGAACAUGAGUUUAACCUUGGAAGAAAUGUACUAGACGACUUAUCGGUCAUUACACAGCUGCUCGUCGCCGUAAUCGGCAGUAUGUUCGAUUUUAUUCCAGGAUUGUGCAUUCAACAAACUGCAGUCUUAUUCAGCGCUCAAAGUCUCAUUCCAGGGAAACACAAGAAUCCACAGUCAUGGUAAAUGUAGUAGGUGGUAUUUCAAGUUCAACGGCAAAGAGUGCAGUGGACCAAUGACCAUUGAGGCUGCCUUGUAUAGCGGCUGGCCAUCUGGGAGUAUUGGUGAUCAGCUGUACCAUCGGUCAUUUGAGGGGUACUGUGAGAACAUCCCACAAGGCGCAGUUAGAGUAGAAUUGUGGGUAGGGCGGUGCAGUAGUGGUCACGCCCAGGGUGAUUCUUACACUGGGUGGGGUUCAGUGUCCCGUAUAACGAUUGAAGAAGUAUCUAGGCCCCAGUCCUAA